GGAACCAUAUGGCUUGUGUAUAGAAUUCACUGAUUUGAUUGUUUUGUGUUGUGACUAUAAUGAAGUUUUUUACACAGUUUACUACUAUUGUUUUGUUACUCUCUUGCUUUUUGAGUAUCCAAGCAGAGAAACUCAAAUCCUCACAAUCAUGUGAAUUUCAAGCUAUUUUCAAUUUUGGUGAUUCUAAUUCAGAUACUGGUUGUAUGUCUGCAGCAUUUUAUCCUGCUAUUUUGCCUUAUGGUGAGACCUUCUUCCAUGAGGCUGUUGAUAGAUUUUCUGAUGGCCGUCUAAUCAUCGAUUUCAUCGCCAAGCACCUUGGAAUGCCAUUUUUGAGCGCAUAUAUAAACUCAAUUGGAACAAGCUAUAGGCAUGGUGCAAACUUUGCUGCAGGAUCAUCAACGAUUAUGCGACAAAACAAGACGUACUUUGAUGGUGGCACGCCUUUCACCCUUGAAAUCCAAGUAGAACAGUUUAACCAGUUCAAAUCACGCACCGGGAAGUUCUUCACACAAGCAAAUAAAAGUUCAUACACAAGACACUUUCCGAAACCAGAGGACAUUGCGAAAUCAAUCUUCAUUCUUGAUAUUGGUCAAAAUGAUAUUGCUGAUGUUAUUAGUAAGGUGGGAAAGGAAGAUUCCCAUGCAUUGAUCUCAAAUAUUGUGGAAUAUUUUUCUAAACAAAUUCAAAGUCUACAUUUUUUCGGAGCAAGGACAUUCUGGAUACACAACACAGGACCUAUUGGUUGCCUUCCAGUGGCAAUGCCCAUUCACAAUGCACAUAACAACCAAACUCAAGUGGUUGGUUAUCUUGAUCAAAACGGCUGCGUCAAUUCGCAGAACGACUUGGCCAAAGAGUUCAAUAAAAAGCUUAAAGAUAUAGUUGUCAAAUUAAGGGAACAGUUCCAUGAUGCUUCUUUCACCUAUGUGGAUAUGUUCUCUGCAAAGUAUGAGCUAAUCAGUAAUGCUAAUAAAUCAGGAUUUGUUGAUCCUUCUGGAAUAUGUUGUGGGUAUCAUGAAAAUGGAUACCAUGUUUAUUGUGGGAAUAAAGCAACGAUUAAUGGUAAAGAAAUUGUUACAAGUUCUUGUGAAGAUCCUUCAAAGUACAUUAGUUGGGAUGGAGUGCACUACACUGAAGCAGCAAAUCAAUGGAUUGCAAAUAGAAUACUUGAUGGUUCUUUUUCAGAUCCACCACUUCCUAUUGCACAAUCAUGUCAAAUUACUCAUUAGCAUUUAUAAUGCAAGAGUGGUUUAAUCUUACCUCUAUUUAUUCAUUCUAGAUUACAGUUUCUUUCUUCUUCGCUUUGUUUUCUAUCAAUUUGAAUGAAUGAAUGAAUAUUGUUUAGUUUUUGUCAAAAAAAAUCAUGAAUAGCUUUCGAUAAAGACAUCGUUUGACUUUAUGUAACCGCUACUAUAAUUACAUUUGUAACCGUAUGAACCAUAGUUGAAUUUUAUGGAAUCAAAUCAUUGAUGUUUGUUGCACUUGAA
This is a messenger RNA of Medicago truncatula (barrel medic), 1484 nucleotides long. RefSeq names its product GDSL esterase/lipase At5g14450. The record is from RefSeq and is a predicted model, not a curated record. NCBI's taxonomy places the organism in Eukaryota, Viridiplantae, Streptophyta, Magnoliopsida, Fabales, Fabaceae. The coding region runs from base 60 to 1226 and encodes 388 amino acids. The transcript has 5 exons. Gene Ontology annotation, molecular function: hydrolase activity, acting on ester bonds.